Messenger RNA from Parnassius mnemosyne (clouded apollo), 381 nucleotides. Lineage: Eukaryota; Metazoa; Arthropoda; Insecta; Lepidoptera; Papilionidae. The record is from the annotation of a GenBank genome assembly.
AUGAAUAGUUUAGACCCAUGCACAGAAGAAGAAAUUAUAAACAAACUUGAUUCAAACAGUAGUCUUGGUCUGGAUGGUAUUAGUACAAAAGUUAUCAAGUGUGUGAAGGACUUAAUAAUAAAUUUAUUAACGAAAAACAUUAACAAACUUUUACAAAACGGAUCAUUUCCAGACUCACUUAAAAUAGCCAAAGUAACACCUAUUUACAAAUCGGGACCAAAAACACCAAUUCCGUACCGACCAAUUUCCUGUAGUGUUAAUAAAUUUCAAUCAUUGACCUCUUUCAGAUCAAUAUUACGGAAGGGCAUUUCUGCGACUGACGAAUAUCUCGAGUCAUUGCCGCCUAUAAUUUUACAAGAUGGGCUUAAGAAGAAGUUGUAG